Messenger RNA from Vigna unguiculata (cowpea), 1676 nucleotides. Its product is annotated as Nucleotidylyl transferase superfamily protein. NCBI's taxonomy places the organism in Eukaryota, Viridiplantae, Streptophyta, Magnoliopsida, Fabales, Fabaceae. Gene Ontology annotation, molecular function: tryptophan-tRNA ligase activity; ATP binding. The record is from RefSeq and is a predicted model, not a curated record. Gene Ontology annotation, biological process: tryptophanyl-tRNA aminoacylation. Gene Ontology annotation, cellular component: cytoplasm.
UAAAAAACACUUCUAAAGGAUAACAAGAAACAUCUGAAGAUCAAAACCCUACGGCACACACUCUGGUGAAGUCUUUGCAGAGGCACUACAUUUCCAUUUCCCUCUCUCUCUGUCUGUAUUCCAAGGAGAGAGAAGAAGAAGAAGAAGAAAUUCAAUGGCAGCAACGACAGAGGUUGAGAAGAAGAAUCUAGAAGAGGAGGCCGAACAAGUAGUUAAUCCAUGGGAGGUUUCUUCGAAAGGCAAAAUCGACUACGACAAACUCAUCGACCGUUUCGGUUGCCAGAAGCUCGACGACGCUCUCAUUUCGCGUCUCGAACGCCUCACCUCGCGCACGCCUCACGUCUUUCUACGACGCCAUGUUUUCUUCGCCCACCGCGAUUUCGCGGAGAUUCUGGACGCGUACGAGAGAGGCGAUAAGUUUUACUUGUACACCGGGCGCGGACCUUCCUCCGAAUCGUUGCACUUGGGACAUUUGAUUCCCUUCAUGUUCACUAAGUAUUUGCAAGAUGUGUUUAAGGUUCCUCUGGUUAUACAGCUCACUGAUGAUGAAAAGUUCUUCUGGAAAAAUCUUACUGUAGAGGAGUGCCGAAGACUAGCAAGGGAGAAUGCAAAGGACAUCAUUGCUUGUGGUUUUGACAUUUCAAAGACGUUCAUCUUCUCUGAUUUUAAUUAUGUUGGCGGUUCCUUCUACAAGAACAUGUGUGAGGUUGCAUCACGUGUGACUUAUAACCAGGCAGUUGGCAUUUUUGGUUUUGCUGGGGAAGAUCAUAUUGGAAAAGUUAGUUUUCCGCCUGUGCAGGCAGUUCCAUCAUUUCCCACUUCAUUUCCUCACCUAUUUUCUGGAAAAGAGAAUCUCCGUUGUUUAAUUCCCUGUGCAAUUGACCAGGAUCCAUAUUUUAGAAUGACGCGUGAUGUUGCUCCUCGAAUGGGUUUCAACAAGCCAGCUUUGAUUGAAUCUUUAUUCUUCCCUGCAUUACAGGGGGAAACAGGAAAAAUGUCUGCCAGUGAUCCCAAUUCUGCAAUAUAUGUGACUGAUUCUGCAAAAGAUAUAAAGAACAAGGUAAACAAGCAUGCAUUUUCUGGUGGGCAAGAUUCGGUUGAGAAACAUAGGCAAUUGGGGGCAAAUCUUGAGGUUGAUAUUCCAAUCAAAUACCUGACAUUUUUCUUAGAAGAUGAUGCUGAACUUGAACACAUUAAGAAGGAAUAUGGAGAAGGGCGCAUGCUAACGGGUGAGGUGAAGCAACGGCUAAUACAAGUCUUGACUGAAAUAGUGGAGAGACAUCGUAGGGCUCGGGCAUCUGUGACUGAAGAGAUGGUGGAUGCAUUUAUGGCUGUCAGACCACUUCCCUACAUGUUUGACUGAAGUCUUCCUCCAUUUGUUUGCCCAAAAUUGCUGAGAUCUACUUGUUAACCGGGUCUUUCUUUUUUUCUCAACAUGAAAAUGGGUUUUUUAUACUACGGUUUUGUUGGAUAGACUUGCUAUCAUCAAAAUUUGUACCAUUUUUUACUACAAUCUCACAAUUAAAAUGGCAAGGAGCUUGGUUCUUUUGAGUUAUACGAAAGGAAAAAAAUGAUUAGCAUUGGAAGAUCGAGUUUGCAGUUUAAUUAGGCUCGAGUUGGUUAACCUAUGAAUGAAGUUCUAUAAAAUGCCAUAAUAGAUUUUGUAUUUAACAUUA